AUGCAGUGGAUGAGGCCUAGGCCAAAAGCUGCGGGUGUUGCCGAAGACUUUUGGAAAUGGCCAGAUCAGGGCCUUCGUUUUAGGAAGAUGGCCCAUGAUAUAUGGCUUGUGCCAAUACCACCAAAGGGGCCUUAUCAGACAUCAUCCAAUUACAUGCGUCUGACCAAGUCAACUAAAAUGGCCAAGUGCGCACCGACAGCCAACAGCGGUUUAGCUGCCAAGGACAAGGUCAGAAACAUCGGAUUGGUUAUAGCAUUUUCUAGUGCAGUUUUCACAGGAUAUAUCAUAAAUCUUCCACUUGGUGCCAGUCUUGGCGUCACUUGUUCAUUUCCAGAUACAAUGCUCUACUUAGGAAUGAAGCCACCCGUCAGCUCUAUCAGUGCAGUAUUGCUUUAUUGGAAAGGUAUCUACAGAACACGCCUCUUUGUACCACUUCGCAGGGAAUCGAUCCCUCAAAUCCAUUGCUCUGAAGGCACAACUUUAGCUAGUGACAAAGCGUCAUAUCAAAAUCCAACAGCAGAACUAAACAAACAAAAGAGCAGUCAGCAGUUAUCACUCAUGGGACGCCCUGAUAAUCAUCCAGGUCGUGAUACCACUGUUGUUGGUACGAUUUCAUCUUUACUGUGUUCAGAUGAGACUGGUAUGCUCGUAGUGGCUGCUUUGGACUAUUGCUCGCACGAGUGCACACUUCAUGCGUUCCAGUCACUCAACAAUCUCAACAAUAUCAAGAUACAGCAAACGCUUCCAUGGUUUCGCAUCCCCGAUAGCCGAGCUACUAAAAUGGGGGAGAUAAGCGUGGAGAGGGAACCGCUGGGGGUGGGGGUUCAGUUGGUGACGGGGAAUCAGCAAUGGCGCAUUUAG
Aspergillus niger is the source of this 861-nucleotide messenger RNA. RefSeq lists its product as hypothetical. Lineage: Eukaryota; Fungi; Ascomycota; Eurotiomycetes; Eurotiales; Aspergillaceae. The record is from RefSeq and is a predicted model, not a curated record. Bases 1 to 861 code for a protein of 286 amino acids. The transcript is spliced from 7 exons.